This is a messenger RNA of Cheilinus undulatus (humphead wrasse), 1424 nucleotides long. It is a transcript of the gene trdmt1, whose product is annotated as tRNA aspartic acid methyltransferase 1. Lineage: Eukaryota; Metazoa; Chordata; Actinopteri; Labriformes; Labridae. Gene Ontology annotation, molecular function: methyltransferase activity. The transcript has 11 exons. The record is from RefSeq and is a predicted model, not a curated record. Bases 20 to 1210 code for a protein of 396 amino acids.
GGCGUCACGGCAGUACAGCAUGGAGGAACUACGAGUGCUGGAGCUUUACAGUGGGAUAGGAGGAAUGCAUUAUGCUAUAAAAGAUAGCGGAAUACCCUUCCAGGUAGUUGCUGCCAUCGACAUAAACACCAUAGCUAACCAGAUCUACCAGCACAAUUUUCCAGACACCCCACUCUGGAACAAGACUAUAGAGGGCAUAACACUUGAUGACUUCAACAAAUUAUCUUUUGACAUGAUCUUGAUGAGCCCACCUUGUCAGCCUUUUACAAGGUUAGGACAUCAGGGGGACAUCGCCGACCCUAGAACGAAGAGCUUCCUCUACAUCCUUGAUAUUCUGCCAAGGCUGUGCAAGCGUCCCCGUUUAAUCCUGCUGGAGAACGUGAAAGGCUUCGAGAGCUCCUCUGCCAGGGAAAGAUUGGUGAAAACUCUGAAAGAAUGUGGAUACACCUACCAGGAGAUCAUGAUCUCACCCCCCAGUGUUGGGAUCCCAAACUCAAGACUGCGUUAUUACCUGAUUGCAAAGAUUUCAACUGAAACCUUCAGUGCAGAGACGAGGUCAAAGAUUUUAGAAGCCUUCCCCCAUGCUGCUGAGACUGACUCUCCAGUCUUCCCCUAUCCCACUGAGACUAUUCCCCCUGAGCAGCAUGCAGUCUCCAGCCUUUCGACUCCAGAUACCUGCCAACCAGAAGAGGAUAUGCAGGGGGGGCAUUUCCUGUAUAAAUUAGAGACAAUGAUAGAGGUCCAAAGAAAAAUGAAUCAGAAUAAUGAUCUGUCUGUCAGGCAGAUCAGAGACUUUUUGGAACCACAAACAGAAGAUAAGGUUGAAAAGUUUCUCCUUCCUCCGAAAACUCUGCUGAGAUACGCUCAGAUCCUGGACAUCGUUCAGCCCACAUGCAGGAGAUCAGUGUGCUUCACCAAAGGCUAUGGUCGGUAUGUCGAGGGAACUGGCUCAGUACUGCAGAGUUGCAUGGAGACCGAGAUGGCAAGCAUAUUUCGAGGUCUUGACCAGUGCUCUGAAGAUGAGAAACUCCAGCAGCUGUUCAAACUAAAGCUCCGUUAUUUUACUCCAAGAGAAGUCGCCAACCUCAUGGGCUUCCCUCAAAGCUUCUCCUUUCCAGAGCAGAUCUCUACCAAGCAGCAGUACAGAGUCCUGGGAAACAGUCUCAAUGUGGUGGUGGUGGCGAGACUUUUGCAGCUGAUGAUCUCCUAACCCUAAGAACUGACUGGACAAGAAAAUGUUAUUUUUCAUUUAAGUAAUACAUAACAAAGUACAUGCUCAGAUGUAUAAAUGGAGUUAACUUAUCAAAUUGUGGACAAAACCCAUCAGAGACGUCAGCAGUUAAGUGUCUUCAUAUCACUGAAGGCAGUGCUUGUCUUAAGGCUGAAUUUGUAUAUUUGUUUUUUAUAAAUGCAAAUAUCUUUUU